Dioszegia hungarica is the source of this 972-nucleotide messenger RNA. RefSeq lists its product as uncharacterized. Bases 1 to 972 code for a protein of 323 amino acids. The transcript is spliced from 2 exons. Lineage: Eukaryota; Fungi; Basidiomycota; Tremellomycetes; Tremellales; Bulleribasidiaceae. Gene Ontology annotation, molecular function: protein binding. The record is from RefSeq and is a predicted model, not a curated record.
AUGCCCUCAGACGCCCCACCUUCCUACUACAAUGCGGUCACCCACUCGCAGCCCCAGGUCAACGUGACCAAUCCCAGCGGCGGAACCUCCGCGCCGUCGGCCACCGCUGGACCGGUCCACGACCUCGCUCUUGAGCGUCAGCGGUCCAAUGCCUCCACGGCAUCUUCCGCAUCGGACAACGACCACCUCGCUCCUGGGAUGACGGAAUCCGGUCGUCGGUCCAUGGACGACGAAGCGCGGGAACUGCCUUCUGGCUGGGUCAGGUGCUUUGAUCCUGCACAAGAACACCACUUUUACGUCGAUACAGCCACCAAGCGGUCCAUCUGGGUCCAUCCGUACGAUGAUCCGGAAUACCUCCAGUCCCUCCCCGACACCCACCCGGCUAAUCCUAACUCGGAUGAGGCGCGCGCGGUGCGUCACGCGGAGGAACAGGAGGCGAUCGCCAAGAAGGAAGGGCGGAACUGGUUUCAGCGCAAAAAGGAUUCAGUGAUCGGGACCAAGGAAGAGAGAGAGAAGGAGAAGGCAGACAAAAAAAAGAGGAGGGAGGAGGAGUAUAAGCGACAGUUGCAGGCGCAGCAGGAGUACCUCAAGAGAAGGCAGGAACUUAUCCGGAAACAAGCGGCCAACCCGAGUAUCAAUCGAUACUAUGCGUCGAACCCGUAUGGAUAUUCCAGCCCGCUCAGCCCGUAUUCUCGGGCGGGGAUGUAUGGGGGUGGAAUGGGAGGGUAUGGGUAUGGGUAUCCCGGAGGGUAUGGGCGAAGAGGGUACGGAGGGUACGGAGGGGGAAUGGGGAUGGGAAUGCCGCUGUUGGGCGGGCUGGGCGGAGGGUUGUUGUUGGGGUCCGCGAUGAGUGGAGGCUUUGGUGGUGGUUAUGGCGGGUAUGGAGGAGGCUUUGGCGGAGACUGUGGAGGCGGAUUCGGUGGUGGGGACAUGGGCGGUGGUGGCGGGGAUGGCGGUGGCGGAGGGAUGUAA